This is a messenger RNA of Populus nigra (black poplar), 4968 nucleotides long. RefSeq names its product auxilin-like protein 1. Gene Ontology annotation, molecular function: clathrin binding. Gene Ontology annotation, cellular component: cytoplasm; vesicle; intracellular membrane-bounded organelle. NCBI's taxonomy places the organism in Eukaryota, Viridiplantae, Streptophyta, Magnoliopsida, Malpighiales, Salicaceae. The coding region runs from base 108 to 4496 and encodes 1462 amino acids. The record is from RefSeq and is a predicted model, not a curated record. Gene Ontology annotation, biological process: clathrin coat disassembly; clathrin-dependent endocytosis. The transcript is spliced from 7 exons.
UCUCUCUGUUUUCAUUUUGAUUUCACUUUCACUUUCUAUGAGAAACAGUCGCAGAAAAAUAAAAUAAACCCAAAAACACUUUCACUUCAAAAUCUCUCUUCAUUUUCAUGGAAAACCUCACACAUUCUCAACACCCAAACAUGCUCUCCAAGAAGCCCUUCACCAACCCCGGCAAAACUGUCUACGACGACGUAUUUUCUGCCCCACCUCGUUUUGGAGCGGCCCCAACAUUGUCUCCUCGAGUGGAAGACUACGGCGAGAUAUUCGGCGCGUUUCACGCGCCACGUGGAGCUUCCUCCUCGAUUCCAGUGCUUGAUCUCCCAUUGGUAGAUAAUGAAGCAGCUGAAGAUGUUUUCUUUGAUGUUAGAAGUUGUUCUGGAUUUGAUUAUAAUGAGGUUUUUGGUGGGUUUAAUGCCUCUGAUUUUGAUGUUUCCUUCGAAGAGUUGAUGAUGGAGCAUUCUAACGGUCGUGAUUUUUCCUCUGAUGAAGCUUGGACACCGGAAGAUCCUGAAUAUCUAUCAGAAGAGUCAGAUAAUUCUGCAAAGAACCAAUGCUUGUCAAAUGGUGGCUCUCAUGAGUCCAUUGAUGGGAGUAUGGAAUUUAACAUAUCAUAUCAUAAAGCUAGUCAAAGCAGCAAUAAAGAUAUGACAAAUGGGAUCACACAUGUGACUAAGCUAUUUGAUGUUCCUGGAUAUGCUUUUAUGGUUGAUAAAUCCAUGUCUUUGCCAAAGACAGAUAAUGAGUACCCACCUCUGCAUGUGAGUGAUGAUGGCCAUCUCAAUAUUGAUUUUAUGGGGGAAAUGAUGGGGGAAAAGAAGCUUAGGAAGACCAUGUCACAUCCGGCUAAUGGCAGUGCUGAUGGGCUAGUUUUUGGAAAUGAAGUUAGACCUCAUAAGGAAUAUGUCAGAAAUGUCUCUCUUCCUAACGAAACAUUUGUUACUAUUUCUGAUGUCAACCUUAAAACUCACCCCUCUCAUUUGCCACCACCCUCUAGACCACCUCCUGCAUUUGAUUUCAAAAAGAGAGAUUUUAGUAAAUCAACUCCAAACUGUCAAGGUGUUGCUUCCUCAGGGAGUGCUGGUGAUAGUUCUCCACCUUACUUUGAUGUAGAGGUGGAUGCAAGUUCCUCUGCUGCAGCCUCUGCCGCUGCUAUAAAAGAAGCUAUGGAGAAAGCUCAAGCCAAGCUUAAAAGUGCAAAAGAAUUGAUGGAGAGGAAGAGGGAUGGAUUUCAAAGCCGUACAAAAUCAGGUUCAAAGAAUGAUAGGAAGGAUAGAGAAGGUAGGGUGAGUAAGAAUGAUGAUGUGUCUGGUAGUAAAAAAUAUGAAGAGGGCACUUGUGAAAGAGAAAAUAAAAUUGAGUUUUCUGUCAUGGAGGAAAGGAAAAAGAUUAGGAUUCCAGAUUCAGUGGAAGGGAAAAGGCAUCUAAAUGCAGCAGAAAAAUCUUCUGAUGAGAAGCAUGGAAGGGAAUCCUUGUCAUCUCAAGGAUCUGAUAGAAUUGAUGAAGCUGGAGAAUGGAAAGAAGCUACUCAAUUUUUUGAACUGGUAAGAACAAAUGUGCCCAGAAAAGUCACUGAGUCGGAAAAUAAUGAUAACAUUUUUCUGCAGAACACAAACAUUCAUGAACAAGGGCAGAAGGUGAAAAAGGUAGCCACGGAAGCAAUGCAGCAGCAGCAAGAAAAUGGGAAGAAACUACAAGCAUUUACAGCAGAUCAUGAACUAGAGGAAUAUGCAAAGAACCCUAAAGUAUCAAAACCAGCUCGUGACCAUGGGGGAAGCAAUGGGAGAUCAGAAGCUGCUAAAGUGUCACAUGGAGAGAAAGGGCUUGCGAUGAAGUUACAAGUGGCUCAAGAGGUUUUCAGAGUGGAGGACGAGGAGAGAUUUAGAAUGAACUUGCAGUCUAUAGGAACUGAAAAGAGACAAACUAGAGCUAAUGGGUCACAAAAACAUGAGAACGUGGUAGAGGUUCCACGAGAACAAAGUAAAAUUGAAGUUUGGCAGACUGCAGAGGACAAGGAGAAAGGGCCUUGGCCAAAAGAGGCUAUUAGAAGUGUGGAGAACGAGAAACAACUCAUUCGUAAAAAGGAUGGUGGUGAAAGGAGAGGAAGGAGCACUUUUGAGCAGGAAGAAAAUGAAAAGAUGCUCAAAGCACCUCUUGAACAAAUGGAAAAUGAGAGAAGGCUGAAGGAGGCACUGAAGCAGGGAGAAAAGGAGAAGAGGAUAAACGAGGCUUGCUUGAGGGAAGAAACUGAGAAGAAGCAGAGAGAGGCUUAUGAAAAAGAAGAAAAGGAGAAGAGAUUAAGAGCAGCUCUUGAAUGGGAAGAAAAUGAGAGGAAACUCAAAGAAGCCUUUGUGAAGGAGGAGAAUGAGAGGAGACUGAAAGAGAAUUGUGAGGAGUAUGAGAGGAGACUAGGAGAGGCUACUGAUAGGGAGGAGAAUGAAAGGAGACAAAGAGAGGUUCGUGAAAGAGAAGAAAAUGAGAAGAGACUCAAAGAAGCUCUUGAGAAGGAAGAGAAUGAGGGGAGACUGAGUGAGUUUUGCCAAAGUGAAGAGAAUGAGAAAAGACCAAAAGAAGCUCUUGAGCAUGAAAAUAAGAAAAAACAGAAAGAGGCUAAUGAAAGAGAAGGAACUGAGAAGAAAUAUAAAGAGGUUUUUGAAAAUGAAGGGAUUGAAGAGACACUAGAACAAGAAGCAAAUGAAAAGCGACUAGAAGAGACAAAUGAGCUUGUUGAAAGUGGCAAGUUAAGAGAGGCUCUAGAGGGAGAAGCAAGUGAACUAGGAACAUGUGAGCCAGAAGAAAUUGGGGAUGCAUCCCAAGAGGUUCGCAACUUGGGAAACAUUGAGGUGACGCUUAAGGAUGUCUCUGAGAAAGAUGAGCUAGGGGUGCUCAAUGAGAUGGGUGGGAACUGCAGGGUAGCGAAGCAGGCAUGUGAGACAGAUGAAAAUAGGAACCUUGGGUCAACUAGAUUAGUUGGAAAACAUGAGGGGAAGAACGGGAAACAAGAAGUGACUGGGGAGAAUGCUCAUGAAGAAAUUAGCAAGGUACCUCCAGGGCUGAAAAUUGGCAACAAGGAAGCAACAGUUGAAACUGUGAAUGUGCAGGUUGAUGGACCAGCAAAAGUGUCUGGUGUGGAUCAAGGCAACUUAGAACAUGAAAAGAAUCAAUCUAUAGUGGAAGAUGAUGCAGCAGCUUCGGUUUAUGGUGAUGAAAGGAUGAGAAAAGCAGGGGAAGCUGGAAAUGGAACAGGACAAAUGAGCAUAGAGAGAACUAAGAAAGCCUUCCAAAUAGAAUCUGAUACCGCAAUUCAAGGCAAGGAAUUUGCUCAGGAUAGGGGUGAGAGAAGAAAGAAUAUGCCUCAGGCAGUUGUUAUGAAUCAGGAAGACAAAAAGGACAAUUUCAUGUCAACCGGGGCAGAGAAAAAGUCAGUUGUGACAGGAAGGAAAAUAGAAGCUGCUCAGCCAGCUGAUUUAGAAGCAAAGGGAAGCACCCUGGGAUCAACUCAGCAGUUUAAUGUAAGUGAAAGGAAAAUGAAGAAUCUGAACAAGACCCUUUCACCUGAAGAAAAAGAAGCUGAAAGGAUGAGAAGAGAAAAGGAGUUGGAAAUGGAACGUCUUAGAAAGAUGGAAGAAGAGAGGGAGAGGGAAAGAGAAAGAGAAAAGGAUAGAAUGGCUGUUGACAGAGCAGCGCUUGAAGCUCGUGAAAGGGUACAUACUGAAGCCCGUGAUAGGGCAGAACGGGCUGCUGUGGAAAGAGCAAUAACUGAGGCCCGUGAAAGGCUAGAGAAGGCCUGUGGGGAGGCUAGGGAGAAGUCAUUGGCUGAUAAUAAAACAUAUUUAGAGGCCAGGCUCAGGGAACGUGCUGCAGUAGAGAGAGCUACUGCAGAGGUCCGAGAGCGUGCUUUCGGAAAAGUAAUGUCUGAAAGGACUGCUUUUGAGACAAGAGAACGAGUAGAAAGAUCUGUCUCAGAUAAAUUCUCUGCUUCUUCCAGAAAUGGUGGAAUGGGACCUAGCUCCUCAUCCUCUGUAUAUAAUGGUUCCUACUAUAUGGAGAGAUCUGAAGGGGUGGAAGGUGAGUCACCUCAGAGGUGUAAAGCAAGGUUAGAGAGACAUAGGCGAACAGCUGAACGUGCGGCAAAAGCUCUAGCAGAGAAAAAUAUGCGAGAUCUUCUUGCUCAGAGGGAACAAGCAGAGAGAAAUAGAUUAGCAGAAACUCUGGAUGCUGAUGUCAAGAGAUGGUCAAGCGGGAAAGAAGGAAACUUGCGUGCAUUGCUUUCAACUUUGCAAUAUAUCCUUGGACCUGAUAGUGGCUGGCAGCCAAUUCCGUUGACUGAAGUUAUAACUUCAGCAGCUGUAAAGAAAGUUUACAGGAAAGCCACUCUUUGUGUUCAUCCUGACAAAUUACAACAACGGGGUGCAAGUCUUCAGCAGAAGUACAUAUGCGAGAAGGUCUUUGAUCUUCUGAAGGAAGCUUGGAACAAGUUCAACUCAGAAGAGCGGUAGCCCGAGCUUAUUAUAUCUGUGCUGAUAGCUUAUUUACAGCAAGCUACUCAUUCUGUAAAUACAUUCGUCCCAUGGCUAAAAUAUCUUCAAGUCCAUCUGAUAUUUCAUUGCCUGUUGGAGUUUCAGGAUGUAAUUUAUGCUUAAAGGAAAAUAGGUAAGAAACAAGUAUUAUUCAAUGAAAAGUGGCCAUAUCUGUUCCUAAUCUGCUAUCCAAUUAAGUUUCUAUGUAAGAAUUUGCAUACAGAGAAGAAAGCCUUAAAGUCCUGGCCCCAUUUAAUUGUAGGGAAAAAGGCGGAAGAAUUGGGUAACGAGUCAACAAAGCUGGACAAAUUUUUAGAGAGGUUUGUCAUGGUUGUUUUCUGGCCAGAUCAGGGAGCUCUUUGAACCCUAAUUAUUUGUAUUAAUCUCUUCAAUCUUAUUAAUAUGUAUAGGAAAGACAUUUAGGUUCUUAUAAAGUUCAAUUUCAUGUUGA